GGUACCUAGACAUACAGCUCUAGAAUCUGUUCAAGACAUCAUGUUUGUAAUCUUGCCGCACAAUAAGUAUAGGUAUACCUACCUAGUACCUGGUAGCAAAAUCCACUCCAAAAACCUACCGUGAAACAAUCGACAUCAAAUAUGCCCGACUUCAGACCGGCACUGUUAAUUGUAGAUCUCCAAGAGGACUUCUGUCCUCCGAAUGGCUCGCUCGCUGUAGCUAACGGCCGUGACAUCGCGCCACUGAUUAACAAGCUUCUAGAAUUACCUUUCGUGGCUAAGAUCGCAACGAAAGAUUGGCACCCUAUCGACCAUGUCUCAUUCGCAGCUAACCACGAAGGAAAAUCCCCGUUUCGGGAUUUUAUCAAGAUUGAGAACCCGCACAACAGGUCGGAAACUUACGAGUCACGGCUGUGGCCGGUCCACUGCGUACAAGGCACUCCGGGAGCGGAAUUGAUCCACGAACUAAGCGCCAGCCAUCUGGACACGGUCCUUGAGAAAGGGACAGAUUCGCGGGUCGAGAUGUACAGCCCUUUCUACGACCCCUUUGUGUCUCCACGGGUCUACGAUAGCGGUCUCGCUAAAGCCUUGUCAGAGAAGCGAGUAACAGACCUGUACGUGGUAGGACUAGCAGCGGAUUACUGCGUAAAGAAUGCAGCACUCGACGCUGCUAAAGAAGGGUUUAAGACAUACCUGGUUGAAGAGUGUACUAGACCGGUCGACGUGUCUGCUUGGCCUGGAUGUAGGGAGGAAAUCAAGGCCUCGGGGGUUAAAAUAGUCAGCAUGGACGGUCCGGAAGUACGUCGAUUGAUGACGGCACAGUGAGCGGGCAAGACCGGCUAAGCUGAAGUCUCGCUGAGGAUGACUUCCACUUCUUAGCACAUACACGUUACCAGCUGUGCUAUCAUAUGUUUAAUAAUGUGAGCUCGGAGUUUGCCUGAUCCAGUAACAACGAUGUCUUGCAGCAUCCCAAGUCGUACAAGCCGGCAGCGGACUUACGUGAGAGGCAAAGUCAGUCCAAUCACAUAAGAAAUAAAGUGCCACGG
Molecule: messenger RNA, 1046 nt
Organism: Annulohypoxylon maeteangense
Lineage: Eukaryota; Fungi; Ascomycota; Sordariomycetes; Xylariales; Hypoxylaceae
Product: pyrazinamidase/nicotinamidase
Exons: 2
Coding region: 142-825 (227 amino acids)
Source: RefSeq, a predicted model, not a curated record